CGGAAGUCGGUGACGCACCACUACACACAGCUGCUCAGCGGGGACAAUGAAAUAAACACAAACGUCGUCAUUCGGUGCCGAUCACAGCGGGUGAGUGAGCGUGUGCUUUCUUUCUUUUAUUAUUAUUUUUUUUAUUAUUCUUUGUGUGUGUGUGUGCGCGUGUGCGUGUGUGUCAUUAGGAAUACGGAGCUACGUUUGGUCCGGUGCAGUUUUGUGCGCGUCCACACCGAGGCUCCUCCGUCUCCGCUGCGCCUCCUCUCGCUGCUUUAUUAACCGGGAGGCGGCUGUCGGAGGGGGGUCGCUCGGUCGCUCGGACGUGCGUCUGGACUGUGCUGGGAUGUGAUAGUAUGAGAAUUCUUCUUUUUUUUUUUUGGUCCCCCCCAAAAUUUUUUAUUGCCUGCUGUAGAAGCCGACAGUCGGUUCUCUCUUCCCCCCUCUCCUCUCCUCUCCUCCUCCUCCUCCCCUCCAGCGACGGAGCCUGUUGUGAUUAAAGGGUGGUGCGGGGAAGGCGUCGUAGUUCGGACCAUCAUGCCCUUUGCUCCUGCAGCGGGAAAGGAAGUGUGUGUGUGAGCGUCCCUGGUUGGAUCUGCUGGGAUGAACAUGCCACUGCACCAAAUCUCUGUCAUCCCCCGUGAUGUCAACCAAUCGCGGAUGCCGGGCAGCGGGAAAGCGAAGGACAAGGACAAGCAGAAUGAAAAGCCUCUGGGUCAUUCGGCAAGCAGGUCCAGCAAUAUCUCAAAGGCGGGGAGCCCGACUUCAGUCAACGCUCCAUGCAGUUUCUCGAGGACGUCGGUUUCCCCCUCGAGCCAGGACAUCUGCAGCAGUCAGGAUCAGGACGCUCAGAAGCAGACUGCAGUGGUUCUGCUGAAUUCUAACGGUAAAACCUGUCAAGGGUCAGGAGGUAUUUCAGUGACCACACUCUGCACAGAUGCCCUGCCGGCCUCCAAACACGCCAAACAGCGAGACUGGCUCUCCCUGCUCCGUCCACCCUCCGUCAACAUCCGGCCCCACAGCUCGCUCAGGUUCUCGGUGUCUCUGAACGACGUGGGCCAACGUGUGGACAGCCUUUGCCGCGGCCUGCACUUCAUAGAUCGCACAUGCUCCGAGGGCGAGCUGGAGCUGAAGCCGGAGCCUGCUCAGGUUCCCGGCUCGAAUGGAAGGGCACACACACUCAACGGCAAGCCGCCCACUGCCCCCACGCAGCAGAGCCCCAAUCCCAGCUUCUCAGCACACACCCACCCCCACCUCGUCCCCUCCUUCACCAACAACUACAAAUACAUGCUGGGCAUCCCUCCCGCCGAUUGUUCCCCAUCCGACCCUGCUGUCAGCACCCCUCCCCUCUCCGUCACCCACCUCCACCCUCAUCCUUCCCCGAACUCCAACUUCCUGCGUCUCCUCCUUCCUUUCUCUCGAUCCUCUACAUCGGCCAGCAUGCAAUUCUCUGAGCUGGGCAGCUACGGCUCCCACCUCCACAUCACCAAGUCCUCUAGUGUCCUGCUGGAAGGCAGUGAGUCAGGGUUCCCCCCUGAGGAUCUACUGGGAGAUGACGACGUGUUUGAGGAGGACCAGCCCAGUCCAGCUCCGAAGGGGACGGAGCGGCCACCGACCCCAGAAACGGUCACUGCGGCCGGGCUGAAUGCUCUUCUAGCCCCGCUGUGCUAUAUGGACGAGGACAGCGACUUGGACCGCUGUCCGUCCCCUUUGUCAGAGAAAACAGGGCCGCUGUCACCCUAUUCGCUAUCAGGGGACUGCUGCAGGAUUUGUCACUGUGAAGGGGAUGACGAGAGUCCUCUGAUCACACCAUGCCACUGCACGGGGAGCCUGCGCUUCGUCCACCAGGCCUGCCUACAACAGUGGAUCAAGAGCUCUGACACUCGCUGCUGUGAGCUCUGUAAAUAUGAGUUCAUCAUGGAGACCAAGCUCAAACCGCUGCGUAAGUGGGAGAAACUACAGAUGACGGCGAGCGAGAGAAGGAAGAUCAUGUGUUCGGUCACCUUCCACGUCAUCGCCAUCACCUGCGUGGUUUGGUCGCUCUACGUUCUCAUCGACAGAACGGCAGAUGAAAUCAGACAAGCCGGAAGAAUCCCAGGGAUCCUUGAAUGGCCUUUCUGGACCAAGCUUGUAGUGGUGGCCAUCGGCUUCACAGGCGGACUGGUUUUCAUGUACGUCCAGUGCAAAGUCUACAUCCAUCUAUGGAGGAGACUCAAGGCUUACAACCGGGUCAUUUACGUGCAGAACCGGCCAGACACGUGUAAAAAGCUGGUGGCGGAGAAGCAGAUUCACAUGGAGCCCAGUCUGGAGAGCAAGGAGGCUCUGGCCCCCACCCAGUCAGACACAAACUCGUCCCAGUACACAGAGACAGAGGACUACAGUAUGGAGGUGCACCACGUCUGACAGCUCGGUCCACGCCAACGGUUGUCCUGCUCGCACGACACACACGAACCAGGCCCACAGUGAAGAGUAGCGGUCAUGGAAAUGCUCGGUGACUGAGGAACAACCAGACAUUCCCCUUCCUCUGAUCCCAGACUUGACCCACUGACCUCCUGCGGUCAGCUUAUAUUCCCCAAACUCCAUCCACAAAGACAGACAGACCGUGACUCUAUCUUCCUUUGUCCACAUUCCACCAAUCAUACGUUAUUACUCUCUUCCCCCCCUCGAUCCACACUCCCACAUCUUACCUUUUACCAAGACUGUUUAUACUGAGUUCUGUAAAUGUCUGAAGAGGCCUGGAGCACACAAACACACACACACACACACACAUACAUACACAAACACACUUGUAUGUACACUUCUGGGAGUGCAGGACUGAGACAAAUGGACUCACAAACGGCUCCGGAGGUGGACACGUCUUGGACGCGUGGUUUGUUUGCUUGUGGGUUUGUUAGAUUUGUUCGUUUUUACCUCCUGUUAGUCUCGGGCUAACCUGCCGUGGAUCAGUAUGUAGCGCCGUGCAUCGGAUCUCUGGAAUACUCCAGCUACUGCCAUCUCUGUCGCUGUGAUCUGUCAGCCCCGCGCCGGUCUGGAUCCGACCAGGCCGUUAUCUGAACAUGCAUCUAAGCACUUUUAUUUUUUUAGUUCCCACAACACAUCCCCUCCCUUCCUCUAGUUCCUUUCUUUCUUUCAUAUGACCUGAAUCUUGUAUGUUGUACGUGGGGAGAGAGCACACUGAAAACAAACCUUUCCUCAAAUGCACAUAUACUUACUGAUCGACCCUGGAUGAAAAAAAAGGAAUUGGGGGUUUAAAAAAAAAAAAAAAGGAGCCGUGGUGAAAGAAUCACAUCAGUGAGUGUUGAUCAUGUCAGUCUCAUAGUUCUAAUGCAGAUAAUGGAAAAUCCAGCCACAUGACUUCUCUACCCCAACAUGAACUUUCUGAAGGCUUUGAGAAUGUAAACUUUUUAAAAAAUGCUUAAAAAAAAUAAAUAAAUGAAAGCUACAAAAAAAUAAAAAAAAAGAAGAAUUUUUUUUACUGGUCACAGGAAAUUGCGAGAUAAUUUCCAUGUCUUGAGAUCGUAAUGCGAGCCUUUGGGCGUAAACAGUGUCGCUUGUUUUUCUAUCAUGCGAAUGACACAGUAUUUACAGUGUGAUAUUCCAUGUGCAGUUUUUAAUAUGUUGAUUUGUUUGCUUAGUCAUGGGAUAUGCCUUGAGAAAUCCACAGCUGCGUAGUUUCAGUUCCUUCCUCCAGUCGCUCCCGCUGUGCAGGCCGUGCGUUAAUUGAACCUUCGCAGCGAGUCUUGAUUAAAAACCAGACACACUGUAGCUGCGGCUUUUCAAGAUCCGCCUCAUUUUUGCUCUGCGGGUCAGGACCCGCGCAUUUAUAGUCCAUCAUCAAUUAUUUAUGUGUAGAAAGAAACAAAAGGUGGCAGAUGUGGUGUUUAGAUGUGGCAUAACAGAGCAUUUCAGAUGAGCAACAGCCUCAGCUUCAGUGUGUCUUGUUUAUGUUCCCCAGACUGUCUAUUUCAGUACCUAGUCACAAGACAGCCAGCACGUUGGCCCUCAUUUGAUUGUUUCUCUCACAUCUGGUCUCAUGUGGCUCAAAUAAGGCACAUUUUCUCAAAUUUACUCCAUUCAUUCAGCAUUGAGGAUGAUUUUUGUGUCACUGUAACAUUCUACUACUAUAAGAGCAUCUCCCCCCCCGACCCAAAAAACCCCCCUGAUGUAACACAUCCAUGGAUCUCCUGCGACUGAGUCAGUCUGUGUCAUCGCUUAUUGAUGAGCCGACUGGAUCGCCGCCUGCUGGCGUGAAGCUGAAGGUGCAGUCUGAGAUAGGCAGCGGUUGAUUUCUCGGGGCGACGUGUUUUUUCGGGCUUACAGUCAUUGUGAGUGCUUUUGUUAAUGUGGGAGCACAGCAAUGCCAGGCUCAUGUUGAGCCUCACAGCCAUUCCAGCAACACACACAUUUUUAAAACCUGUCUUUGAUACUAGUUAUACUGUCUGUGAACAAUGAUGGUCCAACAACAUACCUGACAAUUACUGCUCUGCAGCAGCAAUAAAUGAAAUCAGCGCUUUGUGUUUUUGGUUUUUUGCAAGAAUGCAUACUGUAUUAAUGUAUAUGCCCCACGGUGACUUGAGAUCUGGAGUCUAACAUAAUUUUAAUACAAAAUGAGCCGAGGGAGUUGUUGCGUGUCAAGUUGGAUUAAGACCUAGAAACGACAAGCUUCUCUGAAACUUCAAUACCCAGGAGGCUCUGUGCAAUUAGACAGAUAAAAAGUGCAAUUACCCUUUUGUUGUUAUUCUAGUCUACAGUUAUGUACUGGUGUUUAAUGUCCAGGGUGUCCUCUGGAUAUAAAUUUAUUUUCUUUAUUUUGUGUUGUAUUUAUUUUUAACAGAAAACAGUACAGUUCGUUCAUUUAAAAAGAAGAAAAAAAACCCCUUUCAUUAGUAAUUUUAUGCAACUUACACUUAGUUUUUGUUUUCCCAGGCAUAAAUACCAGAAAAUCACUUCCGCUCUUUGUUUUGCACUUAGUUUGUCGUUUAGAUAUUAGAGUUGUGAAAAAGUUUGAUUACUCGACCUUGACGUAAAUAUCUGUUCUACCUUCUAGCUUUUUAAAUUGCCUGUUAAAUUAGUUUUAAACACGCAGACGAUACUUAAUUAAGCACAGCAUCGAAUUUGAACCUACUUUUCACAUUCAAACAAAUCGAAAUAUACAAAUGUUUCCCCACGAGAUGGAAGAUUAAAGAUGGAUUUCAGAUUGUGUUUUCUGUUUAGUUUUUUACUUUCUACUCAUAGGAGCUGGCUCCUUUUAUGAAGUCUGACGCAGAAGUUUUGAUAUAGUUCUGAUGAAGAUUGAAGCCACUUUAGGACGCUUCCUCUCUGAGCUUUUUCAUUCUUCCUUUCUUCAUGUCCGUCACCAUGAAGUGACUUUCUCGGCCUCAGUAUUUUAGGCAUAAGUCGAGAUUUUUCUGUCUGUCUUUACACUGUCACCUGCAUUAUUUUCUUUUUUUUAACCAUGUCUGGGAAUAGUGUAACUUGCAUAAAAGCUACAUUUGUUUACUACUGACUGGACUUGAACAUAUACGACUGUUCCCCUGUCUUAUGAUAUCAUUCCACAAGUUUGUCUGUGAAUUUACUUUGAAAUAGUAAUGUAAAAAUUUGGUAAAAGUACUUAUGUUUUUAAAAAAAAUAAAAAAAAAUUGAUGUGUUUUCA
Messenger RNA from Stegastes partitus (bicolor damselfish), 5644 nucleotides. RefSeq names its product membrane-associated ring finger (C3HC4) 8 (gene marchf8). The coding region runs from base 595 to 2394 and encodes 599 amino acids. The record is from RefSeq and is a predicted model, not a curated record. The transcript is spliced from 9 exons. NCBI's taxonomy places the organism in Eukaryota, Metazoa, Chordata, Actinopteri, Pomacentridae. Gene Ontology annotation, molecular function: zinc ion binding.